This is a messenger RNA of Penicillium bovifimosum, 183 nucleotides long. RefSeq lists its product as uncharacterized. NCBI's taxonomy places the organism in Eukaryota, Fungi, Ascomycota, Eurotiomycetes, Eurotiales, Aspergillaceae. The coding region runs from base 1 to 183 and encodes 60 amino acids. The transcript has 2 exons. The record is from RefSeq and is a predicted model, not a curated record.
AUGAUCGCAGCGCUGCUCUGUAUCAUCAAGGCGAACAUGAACCCGUCAAUGCUUUCUGGAAGAUGGCUUGCCCGUCCCAGCCCUCACUCGCAACCUAAGACAUUCGUCAACACUAAGACAACCAAGGGCAGUAUGAAACGAGACCCUACCCUGAUGGGUCUGAGCACACGUCUACCUACGUAA